AACAUAUUAAAUAUCUUCAAAUUUGAAUAGCUGGUUUUCAAUCCGAUGAAACAUCGUUCAUCAUUAUUAUCACCGCCAAAUUUCAAAUCCGAAUGACCUUCUUCUUCCCCCUUACCCGCUACCUACUAUUCGCUUUGAAAGCCAGCCGUUAUCACACAUCUGCCUCUGUCCUCGACUCGCCUUUCAAUCUCCUCCAUUUCCUUAAUCUCUCCUCUACCCAUCAAUGUCUCCAAUUCACCAAGCAAGCCCACGCUCGAGUCUUCUUACUUGGGUUCAAUCAGAACCCGUUUUUAGCCUCAAAGCUCCUCUCUUUAUACGCCCUUUUUGGGCACCUAACUCAGUCAAAAGCCGUUUUUGAUUCGGUUCAAGACAAGAAUGUUUAUCUUUGGAACUCAAUGAUCAAUGGGUAUCUAAAAAGUUACUCGUAUGCUGAAGCUUUUGAUUUGUUCUGUAAAAUGGAUUGUUUUAAUGUAAAGCCUGAUGAUUUUACGUUGGCAACGAUUUCGAAAGUUGCUGGCGAAAUCAGGGACUUGGUAGUGGGGAAAUUGGUUCAUUGUCAAAGUGUAAAAACUGGGUUUGUGGUGGAUAUCGUUGUUUCCAAUUCUUUGAUUUCAAUGUACGGGAAAUGUGGAGAGUUUGAGGCGAUGAAGAAAGUGUUCGACGAAAUGCGUGAAAGGAAUGUGGGGUCUUGGAAUGCGUUGAUUUCGGGGUAUUCAAAUUCAGGGGAUUGGAGAUCGGUGAAGGAUUUGUGGGAAGUUGUUAAAAGCAUGCAAUUUCAUGGCAUGCACCUCGAUGGAUUCACAGUUUCGAGUCUUUUGCCUUUGAGUAGCGGUGGGUGUACGUGGGGAUGUAGUUAUGGGAGGGAACUCCAUUGUUAUACUCUGAAGAAUGAAUUGGAUUCGUGUUUUGGUUCAGAUGUUCAUUUAGGUUGUUGUCUGAUCGAUAUGUAUUCAAAAAGCGGUAAAGUUUCAACGGGUAGAAAUGUUUUUGAUAGAAUGGGGUCUAGAAAUGUUUAUGCUUGGACUGCAAUGAUCAAUGGUUACAUUGAAAAUGGAGAUUUUGAGGAAGCAUUGGUUCUUUUUCAGGAAAUGCAGUUGAAAGAUGGAAUAGAACCCAAUAAAGUGUCUCUAGUGAGUGUUCUCCCUGCUUGUGGCUCUUAUGCUGGUUUAAGGGCUGGGAAACAGAUUCAUGGUUAUGCAACUAGAAAAGAACUGACCUGUGAUGUAGCUUUGCGUAAUGCAUUGAUUGAUAUGUAUUCUAAAUGUGGGAGCUUGAAUAGUGCUAGACAAGUUUUCGAUGAAGGUUCGUUCGGUAAAGAUGCUAUAUCUUGGAGUUCAAUGAUCUGUGGAUAUGGAUUACAUGGAAAGGGUGAAGAAGCCAUAAGUCUUUAUAACCAGAUGCUUUUGCUUGGGAAUAAACCAGAUAUGAUAACGGUGGUAGGGGUGCUUUCUGCUUGCUGUAGGUCGGGGUUGGUAAAUGAAGGUCUUAGUCUUUAUAACACAAUAAAAAAUGAAUAUGGGAUUAAACCAACGGUUGAGAUAUGUGCUUGUGUUGUCGACAUGCUCGGUCGAUCCGGACAGCUUGAUCAAGCAUUAGAUUUUAUCCGAACCAUGCCUGUUGAACCUGGGCCUAGUGUUUGGGGUGCUCUUGUUAAUGCUUCUGUAAUGCAUGGGAAUAUUGAGAUGCAAGAACUUGCUCAUAGGUUUCUCAUUCAUUUAGAACCCAAAAACCCUUCGAAUUAUGUCUCACUUUCGAAUUUACAUGCUUCUUCUAAAAGAUGGGAUGCUGUGGCAGGAUUGAGGAAAAUGAUGAAGGAAAAGGGUUUGAAGAAGGCACCUGGGUGUAGCUGGAUUAACAUCAAUGGCAAGACUCAUUGCUUUUAUGUGGCUGAUAAGGCACAUCCUCAUUCCACUUUGAUUUAUGAGAUACUUGAUGGCCUCAUCCUUAUAAUGAAGGGAGCUGGUUACCCUAUUGAUUCUGAAGAGUUGAUACCGAUCACUAGUUAAUAAUCGAAGAGAACACUGGCCGGUGGAGCCAUCACAAAUGAGUUAUAAGAAAACUAACUGUUUCAGGUUGGUUAUAUGGCAUAUUGUUCUAUAGUGUUGAUAUUUAUCAUCCAUUUUCUAUUGCUACUCUGCAUAAGUUUCAU
Molecule: messenger RNA, 2149 nt
Organism: Gossypium raimondii (Peruvian cotton)
Lineage: Eukaryota; Viridiplantae; Streptophyta; Magnoliopsida; Malvales; Malvaceae
Product: pentatricopeptide repeat-containing protein At3g12770
Exons: 1
Coding region: 93-2006 (637 amino acids)
Biological process (GO): RNA modification
Molecular function (GO): RNA binding; protein binding
Source: RefSeq, a predicted model, not a curated record